AUGAAACUAUCAGCAACAAUAGUCAGUAUUGUACAAAAUUGUUGUAUACCUAAUUUUGCAGCUUAUUUACAGUUCAUUAUCGGCAAAUUAGUCUGGAAAAUUAUUAUUCGUCCAUAUUUGAGUUCAUCUGUUACCUCAUUUGUGGUGCUUUCGCGUAAAAGAAAUUUUCAUUUUAUUAUGUUUGAUUAUUUGUUCAAAUUAAUGUUGAGAAAGAGACGUGACUUUGUGCUCAAACUGAAAGUAUUAAAACAAUAA
Adineta ricciae is the source of this 255-nucleotide messenger RNA. Lineage: Eukaryota; Metazoa; Rotifera; Eurotatoria; Adinetida; Adinetidae. The record is from the annotation of a GenBank genome assembly.